AUCCCCGAUUACUCCGGAGAUGUAUUGGAUGUAAAUUGGGACAUUGUAAUGAGUCUUCGACCUACAGUAGUUGAGAUUACACAUCCCAGAAAUCCGUUAAAGGAUUUGAUUACAGCACUUAAAAGCAUUGAGGACGAUAAGGUGGAGGAAUUUUUUGCGAGACUGAAGUUGCUUUCCCUGGAUAGAGCCGACAUCACAGUAGAUGAUCUGAUUUUCUUGUUGCAAAAACUCAAGCUGCUUGAAGGAUUUUCAUUCUCUGAGUUAGAGUUUUCUAAGAAGGAAUGGAUACGAUUGCUGCCGGAGUUUCAAAGGUUAAAUAUCCGAGCUAUGGAGAUUAGUCGAGACAUACUAGACCCAGUCCUGGAUAAAAUGAAUGUGGAACUUGUAAAGUUAGCGACAUUUCCUGGGCUCAAAGUCAAUUCUCUGAAGAGUUGUUCCGCUACGUUCGUCACUGUCUCGACACUGGUUAUUCAAGAAUUGGACUACACGGAUGAUCGCGAUGCAGAAGAUCUGAUUAGUUGCAUUGAAACAAAAUUUUCUUAA
Strongylus vulgaris is the source of this 543-nucleotide messenger RNA. Lineage: Eukaryota; Metazoa; Nematoda; Chromadorea; Rhabditida; Strongylidae. The record is from the annotation of a GenBank genome assembly.